UACUUUGCUGAGAACAUAUAAAGUUUCUGGUCUACCAAACCUCUAAUAGAAAAUACCAUUAAAUAAUUUACUUCUAUAUCUUCUUCUUCUUCUUCCUAGCUCUGUAUUCUAACUUAUUCAAUUUCAAGAAGAAGAGAGAAAGUGAGAAAUUAUUAGUAGUAAUUUGUAGGUCAUGGGAAGAGGGAAAAUAGAGAUAAAGAGAAUAGAAAACUCAAAUAAUAGACAAGUAACUUAUUCCAAGAGAAGAAAUGGGAUAAUCAAGAAAGCUAAAGAAAUUACUGUUCUUUGUGAAGCUAAAGUCUCACUUAUAAUUUUUGGUGCUUCUGGGAAGAUACAUGAAUAUUGUAGCCCUUCUACCACGAUAAGUGAUAUGUUGGAUGGUUACCAAAAGGCUACUGGGAGGAGACUAUGGGAUGCUAAGCAUGAGAACUUGAGCAAUGAAAUUGAUAGAAUCAAGAAAGAGAAUGACAGUAUGCAGGUUGAGCUCAGGCACCUUAAAGGAGAAGAUCUCAAUUCACUGAACCACAAAGAACUUAUAAUGAUGGAAGAAGCCUUACAAAAUGGGCUCUCUAGUGUCAGUGCCAAGCAGUCUGAGAUCUUGAGGAUGAUCAGGAAAAAUGAUCAAAUUCUGGAGGAGGAAAAUAAGCAACUUCAAUAUGCUUUGCACCAAAAGCAGAUGGCAGCCAUGGGUGGAAGUGGAAAUAUGAGAGGGAUUCAUCAUGAAGAAGUGUAUCAUCAAAGUGAUAGGGAUUAUGAAUACCAGAUGCCAUUUGCCCUACGAGUUCAGCCAAUGCAGCCAAAUCUACAUGAAAGAAUCUAGCAAUAUUAAUUAAUAUCCAGUUUAAAUUAAAAUCUCUAAUAAUUUUAAUUUGGGUUUCUACUAGAAACAGUAAUUAAUCAACUCUAUGUGGUGAGUAUUACUAGCUAAGACUUUGUUUCAUGUUGAAAUUAUUACCUAAUGUUGGACUGACUAUUUAUGGGCUCUUCCCAUGGUUUUUAUUAUUUUUAUAUAUUAUGCAAUGCUAAUGCAUAUUAUAUGUAAAUGGCAUUUGCUCAUUAUAUUA
Molecule: messenger RNA, 1064 nt
Organism: Solanum dulcamara
Lineage: Eukaryota; Viridiplantae; Streptophyta; Magnoliopsida; Solanales; Solanaceae
Product: floral homeotic protein PMADS 2
Exons: 7
Coding region: 173-820 (215 amino acids)
Biological process (GO): positive regulation of transcription by RNA polymerase II
Cellular component (GO): nucleus
Molecular function (GO): protein dimerization activity; DNA-binding transcription factor activity, RNA polymerase II-specific; RNA polymerase II cis-regulatory region sequence-specific DNA binding
Source: RefSeq, a predicted model, not a curated record